Molecule: messenger RNA, 3221 nt
Organism: Microbotryum saponariae
Lineage: Eukaryota; Fungi; Basidiomycota; Microbotryomycetes; Microbotryales; Microbotryaceae
Source: the annotation of a GenBank genome assembly
AUGACCACGACACCACCCCUCGCGACGGGUGCCAACCCUCCGAUUCCCGCCGAACAGCUCGCCGCACUUACAUCGCUGCUGUCGGGUCUCACCGCUGCCGCUUCCGGCACUGCCACACCCGCCACGACGUCCGGCACCACUCGCACUGCCUUUCCAAAGCACGCACGCUUGGAUGGUGCGAAGACCUUCGCGAACUGGACACGCCAACUUCGCCUGUGCCUAGCGGACGACAUCCGCUCGUACGUCCUCGACGGUAUCGCACCCGACGACUGGACACCUUCGCAACGCUCCGCUCGCGACGCCGUCGCUCGUGAGGUCCUUGCGAAUUCGAUUGACUCGGCCGAAGUCUCGGCAGUCCUCGACAAAAUCCCUACCGCCGACCUGACAGCGCCGACAAUCUACUCGACGCUGAAAUCGCGGUACGCCCCUGACGACGCCACCCGCACGCUCGAGCUCUUCUCACGACUCUGGGUUUCCGUCCCAUGCCCGGCACGGUUGCCGAAUUCGACGGGUGGAUCAUGGACUUCAAAGCCGUUGCGCAAGAGAUCAUCGACACAAGACAACUAUCAAUGAUGUUCUCGCCACACUCCUCCUUGCAAUCGCCCACCCGUCCCUCGAGAGCUUCAAGGCGUCGUUCACCGAUGAACAGCGCACGCAACGAACUCUCCCCGACAUUGAUUCGCUUGCCGACCGUAUGCGAGUCCAACUUCGGUCAACGAACAUCCCCAGCACUCAAUCGGCCCUUCUUGCCUCGUCGUCGUCACGUUCUACUCGUCUCAAGUGUCUCGCCUGUCGCAGCCCUUCGCACCGAGUCGCGGAGUGCCCUACGAGGGCGCAACACCCGCCGCCAGGACCCUGUCGCUCCUGCAAGAAGAAGGAUCACUGGUCUCUCGACUGCAAGAAGGCGCUCGAGGACGGCAAAAAGCCCGACACCGCUGACUCGACCGUCGACUCGCAACACCAUGUCGGAUGUCUCGCCACCGGUCUUCUCGCUCGUCGUCGCCAGCUUCGCAACCACUCUUUUGUCGUCGACUCGGGCGCCACUUCGCACAUGGUCUCGGACAAGUCGCUGUUCACGACCUAUCGCCAUAUCGCUCCUACGAAGAUUGGUGGUAUUGCAGGGGGCAUCAACGCCAUCGGAACGGGAAACAUCGCCUUCAUUGCCGCCUCGGGUCAUCCGAUCACGCUUACCGGCGUGCUGCACACUCCGGGCCUGUUUGUCAAUCUUCUCUCGGUCUCUCGACUUUGCGACACCGACGAUGUCCGUGUCGCCUUCACAAAACACGGCAUCCACAUUGACAAGGACGGCAACGACAUCGCUGAAGGCGCACGACUCGACGAAGGGCUCUACUUGCUGGACGCUGAUCAUUCCAAAUGUCAGCACCUUGCUCUCCUUUCUCGCUCACAGUCGUCCGUGCCCCUGCUGACUCUCCAUCGCUGCCUCGGCCAUCUCGCACCGUCCUCCAUACAGAAGAUGGUUGCCGCUGGUUUGCUGGAGGGUCUCAGGGCCGGAUAUAGUGACGAAGAGGUAGAGAAGUUUGUCUGCAAUGCUUGCCUCAGCGCAAAGGGCCAUCGUCUUCCCUUUCCCGAUUCGGAUUCGCACUCCUCAGAGAGACUCGGCCUUGUACACAGCGAUGUGCUUUCCUUCCCCGAGCGGUCCUUGACUGGCAAACGUUACCUGGUCACAUUCCUUGACGAUUACUCGCGCAAACUCUGGGCCUACGCAAUCGGACACAAAAGCGAAGUCUUCGGCAUAUUCAAAACUUGGCUAGCCGAGGUUGAACUCGAGACGGGUGCGACGCUGAAGGUCCUCCGAACCGACAACGGUGGCGAAUACUGUUCGAGAGCGUUCACAGAGUUCUGCAAGACACGAGGCACCCGUCGACAAUACUCUAUCCCACGCACGCCUCAACAGAACGGUCGUGCAGAGCGGGUCAAUCGUUCCAUUGUCGAAGGCGUCCUUGCCCUCCUUGUCGACGCCCACCUACCCAAGACAUUCUGGGAGGAGGCUGCAGCUUAUUUCGUUUACUGCAAGAACCUGUGUCAACACGCGGCCCUGGACAAGGCAACACCAAACUCCGUCUGGCAGGGUGACCACACCACUGCCUCGGCGCUUCACCCGUUCGGCUGUACAGCUUGGCUUACGGUCGCGCCCGAACUUCGCUCCAAACUCGACCCGAAGGCGGUUCGACGACGGCUCUAUCGCCCUAUCCCAGGAACGGUACAUCAUGGACGUGCUCGCUCGGUUCCACUUCGACACCACGACUCGCGGCACUACAGUUCCGAUGACUCCCGGCCUUUCGCUCACUGCUAUCCCGGGUCAAGGCACCGAACGGAUCAGGUCAUGGUAUCUGCAGGCUAUCGGCUCGCUCCUCUACAUUUCGCUCGGUACCCGCCCUGACAUCGCCUUCGCCGUGUCCUACCUGGCCCGCUUCGCCAACAACCCCGGUCGUCGUCAUUGGAUUGCGGUCAAGCACAUCCUACGCUAUCUCCGGGCCACGUAUCGCAACGAACUCGUGUAUGCUCGCGGCCAGGCUCGCAUCACGGGUGUGGUAGGCUACUCCGACGCGAACUGGGGGGCCUGCAUCGACACAUCGGUGUCCACCAUGGGCUACGUCUUCUACAUCGCUGGCUCGGCCGUGUCCUGGUCGUCCAAACGCCAGUCUCGAGUUGCCGAUUCGACCACCGACGCUGAAUACCUCGCCCUCUCGCAUGCUGGCAAGGAAGGGAUUUACCUCAGUCAGCUGCUCGAAGAGCUCCAUGUACAACCUGUUGCACCGGCUCACAUCUUUACUGACAACGAAGCCGCUGCUGCAGUUGCUCACGAUCCUGUCCGCGUCUCUGGCACUCGGCACAUACGCUUGCGUGAGCACUUCGUUCGGGACAUGGUGAAUCGGGGCGACAUCUCUCUCUCGCAUGUGGGUACCAGCGACAUGGUGGCCGACAUCUUCACCAAGGCUCUCGGCCCAAAGGUCUUCUCAACGCACUGCUACGCCCUCGGCCUUCGCACUCGACACCCGCGGCUUGGGUCUGCCUCGCAUUCGCGUGGGGGGGGUGUGAAGAGUCCACUCUCAGCUCGACAGGGGCGCCUCGGUCGUUGCGCGCACUUGCUAGCCCGCCCCGGCGGUGGGGACUUAGACGCGCGCGACUGCCUCAGCGCGCCAGCGCCGGCGGAUUCAUGCGCGCGCCCGCUAGCCCGCCCCCUUGCGGUGGGGACUUAG